AUGGGCGACCCAGGACCAGAACAACCAGAAUGCAUAAUCAAGACUGACCUUUCUCAGUAUGCUCGCCGAAGAGCAACUGACGGGCCGUAUGCCGAUAAUCUGGACUUGGACGUCCUGAUUGUUGGAGCUGGUUUCAGUGGAGUCUAUAUGCUCUACGAAAUGCGCAAAUAUGGCUAUAAGACCGUGUUGUACGACGCGGGCCUAGGCUAUGGUGGCACGUGGAGAUGGAAUUGCUAUCCAGGAGCAAGAGUUGACAGCCCGGUUCCCAUCUACCAACUCAACAUCCCAGAAGUUUACAACACAUUCUCGUUCACCACAAACUACCCAGAUUGGAGAGAACUUCAAUCGUACUUCGACCACGUGGACAAAGUUUGCAACCUCAGCAAAGAUACCGCGUUUGAAACAGUGGUAACUUCCGCAGAGUACGACGAGAAAGCUGCAAAAUGGACAGUCAAGACAGCGGACGGCCGAACCGUGAAGACUAGAUUUUUCAUUGUGGCUGCGGGAUUCGCUGCAAAGCGUUACAUCCCACAGUACAAGAGCAUGGACAAAUUCAAGGGAGUUGUUCAUCAUUCUUCGUUCUGGCCACCCGAAGAUGUGGAUGUUAAGGGCAAGCGUGUAGCCGUGGUCGGAACGGGCGCUUCAGGUGUUCAGAUUGCUCAGGAGUGGGGUCCAAUCGCUGAUCACUUGACGUUAUUUCAACGAACUCCCAACCUUGCUCUUCCGAUGGGCAAGAGACCGAUGUCGAAGGAGGAACAAGAUGCACUCCGACCAGCGUAUAGUCAGAUGAUGGAUCUUCGUGAACGAUGCUUCGCUGGGUUCUUGUACGAUUUCAACGAGAAGAACACUUUCGACGAUAAUGAGGAAGAGAGAGAAGCGCUUUUCGAGAAACUCUGGAAGCAACAAGGCUUUGCGUUGUGGCUGGGUGGUUACAAGGACUACUUGUUCGAUAUGAAGGCAAACCGCGAGGCAUACAAUUUCUGGGCGAAGAAGCAACGUCAACGGAUAAAGAACCCCGCCAAACGUGAUUUGCUCUGUCCUCUUGAACCUCCUCACGCUUUCGGUAUUAAACGACCAUGCUUGGAACAAAACUACUACGAAGUCCUUGACCGAGACAAUGUGGACAUCGUAGACAUCUCACUCAAUGGCGGCAAUGAGAUUGUCGAAUUCACCGAGAAUGGCAUGAAGACAUCCGAUGGCAAGGUCCACGAAGUUGACGUUGUAGCUCUCGCCACAGGAUUCGACAUCACGACCGGUGGAAUGACCAGCAUGGGACUAAAGAGCAUCCAUGGCACCUAUCUGAAGGAUGAAUGGAAAGCCUCCGCCAACACCUACCUCGGCACCACUAUCUCUGGAUAUCCCAACCUUUUCCAUCUCUACGGUCCCCACGGCCCAACUCUGCUCUCCAACGGUCCCAGUAGUCUCGAAAUUCAAGCUCGCUGGAUCCGUGAUGCGAUUGUGUUGAUUGAUCGACAGGGUCUCAAGUCCAUCGAAGCGACUCCGGAGGCGAUGAAGGAAUGGAAGCAGAGGAUCAAUGAUAUUUCUAAUGCGACGUUGAUGCCAACAACUAAGAGUACGUAUAUGGGUGGUACUGUUCCGGGGAAGGCGUUCGAACAGGUCAAUUAUGCGGGAGGUGUUGGUCAGUAUCGUGAGGAGAUUCGGAAGGUGUUGGAUGAUUGGAAGGGGUUUAAGACGAUUCCUAUUACAGCUUAGUAGAAUCUUAUUAUUUAUUUCUAAUGUAGCUUAUCUAUUCCAU
Molecule: messenger RNA, 1756 nt
Organism: Mollisia scopiformis
Lineage: Eukaryota; Fungi; Ascomycota; Leotiomycetes; Helotiales; Mollisiaceae
Product: cyclohexanone monooxygenase
Exons: 3
Coding region: 1-1713 (570 amino acids)
Molecular function (GO): oxidoreductase activity
Source: RefSeq, a predicted model, not a curated record